Malaya genurostris is the source of this 1964-nucleotide messenger RNA. RefSeq names its product epidermal retinol dehydrogenase 2 (gene Ldsdh1). The coding region runs from base 413 to 1486 and encodes 357 amino acids. The record is from RefSeq and is a predicted model, not a curated record. The transcript has 5 exons. Lineage: Eukaryota; Metazoa; Arthropoda; Insecta; Diptera; Culicidae. Gene Ontology annotation, cellular component: lipid droplet. Gene Ontology annotation, molecular function: oxidoreductase activity, acting on the CH-OH group of donors, NAD or NADP as acceptor.
UUUGCGGGCGUGGAAGUAUUUGAAUGGUGUUGUAUUUCUCAACAAUUAAAAACCGAAAAGAAUACUUACCGGGCAGCACCAAGGAUUGCGUGGUUUGCUUCUUGUAUUGUUGUUCGCAUUCUAAAUAACUCGCUCGUUCGGUGAUCUCGAGAAUGGUAAAAUCGAGCCUCGACUUCAGCUGAUCGUUGUGAAUACCGUUGAUGUACUCUAGUCCGAUUUGGCAUUCGAAGAGAACACGCCGCUUCGCCUAAAAAUCACCCUCAUUUUGUUUUCGCGUGCGAAAUUGGACGUGAUUUGAAAAAGAGGACACCGAAUUAUCAACUGAAAUAGUAAAGUAGUGCAUUCAUCAGGGUUUGCUUUGUUAGAUUUUUUUUGUUGCACUGCAAACCGUUGCAAUUCCUAGCGGCUCAGGAUGAAUAUUCUACAGGACGAUAACAUCGAGAACGCGAUGUCGGUGUUCCGCAGCGAAAGGCAAUUUUUAGAUGAAUCUCAAGUGCGGAUUCCUCCACGCCCUACUAAAAGUGACGCACCUGCCAAGGAACAUAAUAUUCAUCAUAAACGCCCAAAUGCUGGUGUAAAAAUUUACAACCUAAUUAUACUGAUCGUCGACAUCCUGGUGAUGGCGGUCCGGUGGAUUUACCAUACACUGGAAUCGAUCUACCUGCUAGUCGUGUCCCCAAAGGCGGAAGAUGUUAGCAAAGACGUUGUGUUGGUGACCGGUGCAGGACACGGAAUUGGCCGAUGUUUGGCCCAGCAAUAUGCCCAGCUGGGAGCGACCGUUGUCUGUUUGGAUAUCAACGAUAAGAUGAACAACGAAACCGUGGCCGGCAUCAAACAACAGCGUGGCAAUGCUUUUGGAUAUGUCUGUGAUGUCACCAACCGGGAACAGGUCAUUGAAACCGCUAAAGCCAUCAAAGAACAAGUCGGUGUUGUUACCAUCCUAGUGAAUAACGCUGGCAUCAUGCCAACGCAUCCAAUUCUACAGCAAACCGAAGGAGAAAUUCGCAAGACGAUUGAUGUUAAUGUUUUGGCUCAUUUCUGGAUGAUUCAAACAUUCUUACCAGACAUGAUUCAAAGGAAUCGCGGUUCCAUCGUCGCUUUGUCUUCGAUAGCAGGUCUAGUGGGCUUAAACAAUCUAGUUCCGUACUGCGGAAGUAAAUACGCGGUCCGUGGAAUCAUGGAAGCUCUGCAUGAAGAAAUCCGUCAGGAUGCCCGCAAACCUAACAUUCGACUCACCAGCGUCUAUCCAUAUAUGGUUGAUACCGGACUGUGUAAGAAACCGCAUAUGCGUUUUCCUAACCUGAUGAAUCUAGUUCAACCAGAAGAAGCAGCAGCUGCGAUUAUCGAUGGUCAACGACGAGGAUUGGUUGAGGUAUCAAUUCCUAAGUACCUCAUGUAUUUAAACGCUUUCGUACGCGUAUUUCCGCUGAAGGCUGGAAACCUGUUGAGAGAUUUUCUGGAUAGUGGAGUUGAGUCGGAUAUGUAACAAAAUUGACGGUUUAGGGACUAACGUUUUAAUAACAGAAUCACCAGAAUAAUUUUUCAUGGACAUGUGAUGAAGAUCUAUGAUCUUGUUCUCUUCUAGAAUUAAUAAGAAACCAAUGUUUACUCUGGGUUCAAGUCAAUAAAAAAUAGUAAAUGAUUAAAAUAAAAUCAGUGAUGUGAAUUGAGUUUGUCAAACAACUGCAAUAGCUUUGAAAAUUGUAAAAAGAUACUUUCGAAUCACAUGUUGCUCAAUAUAUACGUUCUUUCUCUAGAGGCAACGUUGAGUUGCUUGGUUUAAUUUAUUUUUGUUAGAUAUGCAGAGCCCGUUCAGGGUGACCGAUUCACUUCGAGAGAAGGGUACACACACCAAGCACAAAGCUCCGUUUAAUUUGUAUACUUUAACUGUAUUUCAUUUUGAUUAAAUCUGCUUUUUACGAUGUUGAUAAAUACAACAGUAAAUACACGAAUACAAAGAUUGU